Corylus avellana is the source of this 1316-nucleotide messenger RNA. Its product is annotated as Cysteine proteinases superfamily protein. Gene Ontology annotation, biological process: proteolysis; protein deneddylation. Gene Ontology annotation, molecular function: cysteine-type peptidase activity; deNEDDylase activity. The record is from RefSeq and is a predicted model, not a curated record. NCBI's taxonomy places the organism in Eukaryota, Viridiplantae, Streptophyta, Magnoliopsida, Fagales, Betulaceae.
CAGGCACCCGCGAACCUCUUGAGCUUCGUCAGAGGCAGGUAUAAAUAUCUGUCAGUCAAAGUUGUGAGAGCUUUGCUUUGAUCUCUCUCUUCCGCUUACUCUGCCCAGCUAACACUGUCCGUACAAGUUUACAACGGAACGACAAUAGUGUGAGAGCUUUGCUUGAUCUCUCUCUUCUACUUCCAUUGAUCGCUCUGAGUACACUGAUAUCAACAUAAUGAGAAGAUCUGGAGCUGAUGACAAGAUUCUCAGCUACAAUGAUGUUGUACUUAGACGAUCUGAUUUGGACAUUCUGAGUGGCCCAUAUUUUCUCAAUGACCGAAUUAUCGAAUUCUAUCUCAGUUAUCUUUCUUCAAGCUAUCCUGCUAAUGACAUCCUACUUGUUCCGCCUUCAAUUGCUUUCUGGAUAAUGAAUUGCCCAGCUGUGGAGUCUCUUGAAGAUUUUCUUGAACCUCUUCAUUUGCCUGACAAGAAGCUGGUAAUAUUUCCUGUAAAUGACAAUGAUGAUGUGAGCAAGGCCGAAGCUGGGUCUCAUUGGAGCUUACUUGCAUUUGAGAGAAAUGCUAACACAUUUGUUCAUCAUGAUAGCAAUAGAGGGAUAAAUAAAUGGCAUGCUAAACGACUAUAUAAUGCUGUUGUUGGAUUUAUGAGUGUUUGCAAUUCAGCAUCAGAUGCUAGUUAUCUUGAAUGCACUGAUUCACCACAGCAAGUGAACGGUUAUGAUUGUGGCUUAUAUGUUACAUCCAUUGCAAGAGCUAUAUGCAGCUGGCAUGGAAGUGGUGAAGCCAAAGACAAAGAUGAGUUGUGGUUUUCUGCUGUGAAGGAGGAAGUCACUCCAUCAACUGUUGCUGGGAUGCGAGGUGAGAUCCUGAGCCUUAUCAGAGGUUUAAUGGCCACGAAGUGAAGUCUGCCUGCUGCAAAAUGAAGGUAUGAAAGAAAGGAGAUAUUUGGGAAAGUUCUUCACCGCAGUAAGUUGUUCUUUACUCUGAAACUCGAAAACAAUCUUAAAAACUACAAAUAUUUGAAUGCGGCUUUAGAUUUGUUCGUUUUUACUUCUGUGGGAGGGGUUUUGGGGGUGUAGGAUACCCAUGUAGACUCUCGUUGGUAUAGCCGAUUGCCACUACAUCAUAUGCAUAGACUGUAAAAUUGUUGUGUGUUUAAUGAACACAUGAUGAAACACAAGUUCCCUUUACCUGCCCUAAAAUGUUUAGGCUAAUACAUGAAGUUUGAUGUAAAUAACUUUCUGACUUCUGUUUGUAGUUUUGAAAUAUAGUUGGUAAAUGGAAAUGGAUAGAAUGGAUGUGAUGUUGAAUGUA